Raphanus sativus (radish) is the source of this 819-nucleotide messenger RNA. RefSeq lists its product as uncharacterized. The record is from RefSeq and is a predicted model, not a curated record. The transcript is spliced from 6 exons. The coding region runs from base 290 to 697 and encodes 135 amino acids. Lineage: Eukaryota; Viridiplantae; Streptophyta; Magnoliopsida; Brassicales; Brassicaceae.
GAAUUAGAAUAAUUUCCUUAAUACGUAAAAGAAAAAGACAACGUUGCUUUUGGUGUAAGAAAAUUUUUUUAUUGACACUCUCUCCGCAGUUAACGCUUACGAAGUCGAAGAAGAAAGAGUCUCCUCUUUCCAGAUUUUGUUAUUAUAUCCGCUCUUCUCUUGCAAUCAAUCUCUUUCUCGAGUUUCUGCUCUAGAAAUUUUCUGGCAAUUUGAAGAUCUUGUGGGUCAUAACUAACUCAUAAGUAGGAGAGCUUUGCAAUCAUCAACGCUCUUUUUCACUGAAGAACAUAUGGCAGAAAAUGUUAAAGAGCGUGAAGAUGGAAAUGCAGAGCUGGUGAAUACCAUGGGUGAUAAUAAACAUGCUAGUCUCAUGACACCAGCUGCUAUAUAUUAUUACUCUGCUAUUAAAGAUGCUAUGGUUUGUGGAAAAGGAACAUAUACUCUUGUAAAAGACGUGGACGAUGUGGAAAAUGGAGCCUAUGAUAAACCUCUUCCAUGCUUUGGUUGCGGAAUUGGAUGGUUCUCCUUUCUCCUGGGUUUUGUGUUCCCAUUCUUGUGGUACUAUUCGACGUGUCUCUAUUUCGGGAACAACUACCGCAAGGAUCCUAGAGAAAGAGCCGGACUUGCUGCUUCUGCAAUCACUGCUAUGGGAUUCUCCCUCUUGCUAAUGGUGAUUUUUGCUUUCAAGUGGUUUUAAUUUGAGAUAUAUAUUUGUAUAAUCUUUGGUCCCCUUCUUGUCAAAAAGGAUAUAGAGGAUGGACUUAGAUAUGUUUGUGUCUGUACAUUCAAUAUAAAUACUAUAUACCUCAUAUUUUCUCA